AUGUCAACUGUCAGCGUUCCUUCGUCUAGCUUGCUCAAAGGUGCAUCAAAAAAAUCCUCUGGUUUCACUAGGCCGCGACGUGCUUUAAGUUCUGUUAAGAGUAUUUCCAAAGCAUUCGGCUUGAAAUCUUUCUCCAAUUUCAAAGUUUCAGCAAUGGCAACGUACAAGGUGAAACUAGUCGGGCCUGAUGAAAAUGCUGGAAUGGAAUUGCCUUAUUCAUGUAGGGCUGGUACUUGUGCAACAUGUGCAGGACAGUUGGUUUCUGGAUCAGUAGACCAAUCCGAGGGCUCGUUCCUCGACGAAAAUCUAAUCGAGUAG
Messenger RNA from Nicotiana tabacum (common tobacco), 318 nucleotides. Lineage: Eukaryota; Viridiplantae; Streptophyta; Magnoliopsida; Solanales; Solanaceae. The record is from RefSeq and is a predicted model, not a curated record.